UUUUUAAAAUACAAAAUAAAGUAAAAGAAUCCUUAAAGUCCCCCUAAGAAAAAUGAAUAUACAAAACAGUGACAAGAGUUCCAAGAACUGGAAAGAGUUCAUGAGCUUCCUGCAGACAAGCUUCUGGACCUAACAUCAUGGUGCAUUUUACCACUGAGGAAAAGAGCAUCAUCAAUGCCCUGUGGGGCAAAGUCAAUGUGGAAGAGACUGGAGGCGAAACCUUGGGAAGGCUCCUUGUUGUGUACCCCUGGACUCAGAGAUUCUUUGACAACUUUGGCAACUUGUCUUCUCCCUCUGCCAUCAUGGGCAACCCCAAGGUCAAGGCCCAUGGCAAGAAGGUGCUGACCUCCUUCGGAGAAGCCAUUAAGAACCUGGACAACCUCAAGGGCACCUUUGCUAAGCUGAGUGAACUGCACUGUGACAAGCUGCAUGUGGAUCCUGAGAAUUUCAGGCUCCUGGGUAAUGUGCUCCUGAUUGUUCUGGCCACUCACUUUGGCAAGGAAUUCACCCCUGAUGUGCAGGCUGCCUGGCAGAAACUGGUGUCUGGAGUUGCCAUUGCUCUGGCCCACAAGUACCACUGAGCUCGUUUCUGCAGUCUGCCAGCACUCCUGUGUGCCCCCGAUACCCUCCUUCUGCUCAUGGGGACUGGGAUGGGCCUUAAAAGUACAACUUCUUUUCAAUAAAAAUUAUUCUCUUCAGUUAUCAAA
Molecule: messenger RNA, 707 nt
Organism: Cavia porcellus (domestic guinea pig)
Lineage: Eukaryota; Metazoa; Chordata; Mammalia; Rodentia; Caviidae
Gene: Hbe1
Product: hemoglobin subunit epsilon 1
Exons: 5
Coding region: 138-581 (147 amino acids)
Biological process (GO): oxygen transport; hydrogen peroxide catabolic process
Cellular component (GO): hemoglobin complex; blood microparticle; haptoglobin-hemoglobin complex
Molecular function (GO): oxygen binding; haptoglobin binding; oxygen carrier activity
Source: RefSeq, a predicted model, not a curated record